Molecule: messenger RNA, 516 nt
Organism: Diaporthe citri
Lineage: Eukaryota; Fungi; Ascomycota; Sordariomycetes; Diaporthales; Diaporthaceae
Exons: 2
Coding region: 1-516 (171 amino acids)
Source: RefSeq, a predicted model, not a curated record
AUGAAGACCUUCGUCACCCUCGUCGCCCUCCUGGCUCCCGCUGCCGUCGUGGCCCAGACCGCCACCACAACCGCCACAUCCUCGUCAUCCACCUGCGAAGCCGACUACAUCGUUGAGGACUGCCUGACCAGCACACAAGCUCGCCAGGCAGAGUGUGGCAGCCAGGAUUACACGUGCCAGUGUGCCGCGUACGAGGCCAUCGCGACCUGCUACAACAACUGCCCAAACGACCCCCGCGCGUCCACCGCCCAGGGACAGGUGACUCAGUUCUGCGCCCUGGCCAGCCAGUACGCCUCCACCAACACGGCCUCGGCCACCGGCAGCGCCGCCCGGACGUCGUCCACGGGUUCAGCCACGGCCACGGCCACGGACUCCGAGUCUAGCAGCACCGGCACCUCCACCAGCUCGAGCAGCUCCAGCUCCUCCAGCUCGUCCGCCAACUCGGCCGCCGACCUCGCCAUCAGCGCCGGCGGCCUGCUGGCUGCCGUCGCCGGCGUGAUGGGUGCCCUGCUGUAG